CGCCCGCUACUGCCCGCCGCCGCGCGCCGACCGAGGCGGCGAGGAGCGUCUGCCCUGCGACGGGGCGCGUAGCAACGAGAACUUGCCCAACCCGGAGCUGUUCCCGUUCUUGGCGCGCCGCCUGUUGUCGGGUGCAGACGGCAGUACUGCACGCGACGUCCACCAGAGCGGCGUUGACGCCAUUUCGCUGGCCGAUGACCGCCUCCUCACACCAAAGCUCGCAAAAACGUACAAGCGGAUCAGAGAAGGAGACUUCGAAUAUUUGGCUACGGGGAAGAUGAGGAAGAUCGAGAGCAAACGUUUGUGUUCUCCGGGGUCCGCUGCUGACGUCGCCGGCCGGCCGGCCUGCAUCCGGCGUGUGAUGAUGAUCUCCCGCUCGGCGGCCGAGGAUCACACGUACGCCGUGCACGAGCGAGAGCGCUCCGGCCCGUCGGCCGCCGACAGCGAGGACGAGGCCUUCUCCGACGACUCGAACCUCUCGCACGAGCCCAGCGGGCGGCGCGGCGACCUGACUCCCGAGGAGGUGGAGCGACGCUUCAUCGAGGAGGGCGCCGACCUCCUGCUGAACCUGGCCGGCGUGCCGCGCUCGCGGUCGCCGGCCGAGCGGCGCCGCCGCGGCCGGUAGGCCCGCCGCCGCCGCCGCCGCCGCCGUGCGUCGGCCUGUAGUCCUCCUGUUGUGUGGUGGUGUGCGCGUGCGUGUGGUAGGGCAUCGGUGCGCCAGAGCCGGGCGAUGGCCGGCAGCCCAUCAUGUGCCAAAGCGGGCCGGGCGGAGCCGGCGCCUGCCGGCCCGGCGGCUGCUCGCGUUAGAGCUCGCCGCCGCCGUUAUACACUGGCUGCGCGGCGCGGCGAUGUCAAUCAUGCAUAGUUCUCAGGCGGACGACGGACGCAUAUUUCUGACCGUUUGUCUUGCUUACCAUAAGGAGUCGAGAAACAACGUCGAGUUUACCGUGUUUGUUACGUCGACUUUACGCUUUUACCCUCCGAUAUUCGGUGUGUUCGUACAUGGUGUGGUUAGGCCUAUUCCCCUUGGGCGUUUGGUGUCCCGCGCUCCACCGCUCUCUUCGCUUCCCCCGGGGCCGCAAAACGAAGGUGCCGUUUGGCGUCGGCGCGUUUUCACGUUAGCGUUUUCAUUGGUCUGGUGGCGCUGUGGCAUCGGCAUUGUCUGUUGGAGUCGCGUCGGUAUUGUCUGUUGGAGUCAGCGUGUACAAAGCGGCGCUCCGAGCCGGAGCGAGCGUUGCCCCGGCUGGGGACGGCAUACAGGCCGGCUGGGUCUGGCCCCUGUCGGAGCAGUAGCGAGCGUACAAAGCCAGUCCACCUUCGUGGAGCUGUUGAACGGCGCUGGGCAGACUCGGCCGGGCGACUGUGAAUCAAAUACAGGCGUAGUCUGGUGGUAA
Molecule: messenger RNA, 1394 nt
Organism: Pollicipes pollicipes
Lineage: Eukaryota; Metazoa; Arthropoda; Thecostraca; Pollicipedomorpha; Pollicipedidae
Exons: 6
Coding region: 278-625 (115 amino acids)
Source: RefSeq, a predicted model, not a curated record